Pararge aegeria (speckled wood butterfly) is the source of this 1541-nucleotide messenger RNA. RefSeq names its product DNA polymerase interacting tetratricopeptide repeat-containing, protein of 47 kDa (gene Dpit47). Bases 179 to 1330 code for a protein of 383 amino acids. The transcript is spliced from 3 exons. The record is from RefSeq and is a predicted model, not a curated record. Gene Ontology annotation, molecular function: Hsp90 protein binding. Lineage: Eukaryota; Metazoa; Arthropoda; Insecta; Lepidoptera; Nymphalidae.
AUUGAAUUGAAAUCAAUUGAAAUGGCAAAAUAGAGCAUUGCUAUUUAUUUGUUUACUUUGCAUUUCCUGCUCGACUUGUGUCGUUAGCUUCAUUCAUAGUUUUAGAAUUUUAUGUUAGGGUACCAGGGCUUUUUUGAACACCAGAAAUUACAAAUCUAUUUUAAUAUAAAAUAUAAAAAUGAGUGAAACCGCGGAAGACAAUAAAAAAGCACCGAUGUCUGAAGAGGAAAGAAUCUCUCUUUGCCAGAAGAUGGAUCAAGAACUUGACGAUUUUAUCAAUAGUUUGGAGAGAAAACGCUACACUGAGGGUUGGCCCGAGGAUCGCUGGGAGGAGGAAAUGGAUAAGCAUCCAUUCUUUAUGAAGUCAGCAUCAGGCGAAUUGUCUCCACUAGCAGAGGGUCUUGCAAAUUUGAAGUAUGACCCUGAUGAGAACACGCCACUGGAACUUGCCACUAAUUAUAAGGAGGAUGGGAAUUUUAACUUUAAGCAUAAAAAUUAUAGAUUGGCAAUAUUGGGGUACACAGAGGGCAUCAAGGUUAGAUGUGACGAUGCCGAAAUUAAUGCAAGCUUGUAUAACAACCGCGCGGCAGCACAAUUCCAUUUAAAGAAUUACCGAUCCGCUUUAUCCGAUAGCGAACGCGCAUUGUCGCUUAAGCCAGAUCACGCUAAAGCUCGAUUACGGGCAGCCAAAUCUGCAUUUGCAAUUGGAAAACAUGAUACAUGCAUAGAACACUGUGAAAAAUUACUACAAACACAAACAAAGGAUAAAGAUUUAAUAGAACUUGUUAAUUUAGCAAAGAAGAAAAAGUUUAUUCAAGAGCGAGACGAAAGAAAGAAAAAUAGCACGGAAGCCAAAAAAAAUGCACAAAAAGAAGCAGUUAUUAAAGCUAUUGUUGAUAGAGGCAUAAAAAUAUCUGAUUGUGAGGACGCAGACGACAUUGACUUGUCCAAGUUAGAACCGUGUAUACCAGGUGCCCAAGAAGCAAUGGUCCAUUUAGAAGGUGGUGUUUUAAAGUGGCCUGUACUGAUAUUAUACCCAGAGUACCAACAGACAGAUUUUAUUAGAGCAUGCCCGGAAAAUGUGCCACUUUUAUGCCAGUUGGAGCAAAUAUUCCCUGCGCCUUGGGAUGAGAAAAAUACAUACAGUAUUCGAAAAAUUCGGCUUUAUUUCGAGGGCUCUGAUAGUUUGCCACAUUUAAUAGAUCCCACACAGAACCUUGGUGAAAUCUUGAAGAUGAAGCAUUACGUGUUGAAAUCGGGUACACCAUCGUUUUUCUGCUUGCUGAAAGGAACUAAAAUGGAAAGAAGCUAUUUGGAGAGCUAUAUUUAAUAAGCCAACCAUUAUUUUUUAAGUUCUUGUUUCAUUUCAUUCCUAUGUUUUGUUAUAUGUCUUUUUUGUAGCAUUAAUGUUAUACUAACCUUCAAACUUUAUCUAUUAAGUGCAAAGUUAGUUUAAUGUUUUUAUUCUUAUUAAUCAUUUGACAAAUUAUUGUGAAUGUGUCAACAUUUAAGCAAAUACGUGUUUAUAAGUAUUUAGGUGU